Messenger RNA from Xyrauchen texanus (razorback sucker), 1012 nucleotides. Its product is annotated as chromatin modification-related protein MEAF6. The transcript is spliced from 8 exons. NCBI's taxonomy places the organism in Eukaryota, Metazoa, Chordata, Actinopteri, Cypriniformes, Catostomidae. Gene Ontology annotation, cellular component: NuA4 histone acetyltransferase complex. The record is from RefSeq and is a predicted model, not a curated record. The coding region runs from base 49 to 657 and encodes 202 amino acids.
CCCUGCAGGACGUGUGUCAUACAAGUACUGCAGUCAAAAGGAUCCAUCAUGGCGAUGCACGCGAAAGUGACUCCACCGCAGAUCCCCGACACCCGCCGAGAACUCUCCGAGCUGGUCAAAAGAAAACAAGAGCUGGCGGAGACUUUGGUAAACCUGGAAAGACAGAUCUAUGCCUUUGAAGGCAGCUACCUGGAGGACACUCAGAUGUACGGGAACAUCAUCCGAGGAUGGGACAGAUAUCUGACCAAUCAGAAGAAUUCCAACAGCAAGACUGAUCGGAGGAAUAGGAAGUUUAAGGAAGCCGAGCGUCUUUUUAGCAAGUCAUCUGUGACAUCAGUUGCGGCCGUAUGUGCUCUCGGAGGAAUCCCCGAUCACAUGAAUGAAAAACGCGAGCCAGGCAGUGGAACAGAGAGCGACACAUCUCCGGACCUUCAGAACCAGGAAAAUGAGCCCAGCCAGGAGGACACGGAGGAGCCGGACGGAGCCCUGCAGGACCUGAAACCACAAAAAGCGGCUUCCGCUUCCUCCGGAAGCCACCACAUCAGCCACAAAAAGCGCAAGAACAAAAACAGACACAGCCCCUCUGGCAUGUUUGAUUAUGACUUUGAAUUUGACAUGAAGAUGAACAAGAAACCCAGAGCGGACUACUCGGCUUGAUGGACUAUGUGGCACUCCAACACACAUUCAUGCACGCAAAUGACACCAUUUUCUUCUUCAGUCAACCCUGAUGCUCUCUUCCCCUGCAUUCCUCCAUCUGUGUUUGGUUCUUCUCUGAUCAUAGUGAAGCUCUCUCAUGUGUUUUAUUUUCAUGAUGCAUACAGAUCUGCCUGUUAUUGCAUGAUAAUGUAUUGCAAACCCGAAGUUCCAGUAUGUUGCUUCAUGACUCAGUAUGCUGGAAUCUGUUAUUUAAUGUGUUACAUUGAUGAUGUAUCAGUGGAUCCUAUGUACUUAGGAACUUAUGUAGCUAAUGUAAAAAGUUGGUCAUGUAAUUAUCGUAUUUUUUACCUUCUUG